GGGCUUCGGCGAACGAUCACUCCCUUUAAGGCGCGGCCCGCGCCCGCCGGCAGAAAAGGGGCUUAAAGGCGACGCGUGGCGCGAUGGCGGCGGCUCCGCGCGCGUGCGGGUGGCGCGGACAGCCGCCGCCCGGGCUGCUGCUGCCGCUGCUGCUGCUGCUGGCGCGCGCCGCCGCCUACUUCCCGGAGGAGCGCUGGAGCCCGGAGUCGCCGCUGCAGGCGCCGCGCGUGCUCGUGGCGCUGCUGGCGCGGAACGCGGCCCACGCGCUGCCCGCCACGCUGGGCGCGCUGGAGCGGCUGCGGCACCCGCGGGAGCGCACGGCGCUGUGGGUGGCCACCGACCACAACGCGGACAACACCACGGCCGUGCUGCGGGAGUGGCUGGUGGCCGUGAAGAGCCUGUACCACGCGGUGGAGUGGCGGCCGGCGGAGGAGCCCCGGUCCUACCCUGACGAGGAGGGUCCCAAACACUGGUCCGACUCCCGCUACGAACACGUCAUGAAGUUGCGCCAGGCGGCCCUGAAGGCAGCCCGGGAUAUGUGGGCCGAUUACAUCCUGUUUGUGGACGCGGACAAUCUGAUCACCAACCCCAACCUGCUGAGCAUGCUCAUCGCGGAGAACAAGACGGUGGUGGCGCCCAUGCUGGAGUCCCGGGCUGCGUAUUCCAACUUCUGGUGUGGCAUGACCUCCCAGGGUUACUACAGGCGGACCCCGGCCUACAUCCCGAUCCGCAAGCGAGAGCGGCGGGGCUGCUUCGCGGUGCCCAUGGUGCACUCCACCCUCCUCAUCGACUUGCGGAAGGCCGCGUCCCGGAGCCUGGCCUUCUACCCGCCCCACCCCGACUACACCUGGUCCUUCGACGACAUCAUGGUCUUCGCCUUCUCCUGCAAGCAGGCGGAGGUGCAGAUGUACGUGUGCAACAGGGAGGUAUUCGGCUUCCUGCCCGUGCCGCUGCGCGCCCACAGCACUCUGCGGGACGAGGCCGAGAGCUUCCUGCACACGCAGCUGGAGGUCAUGGUGAAGCACCCGCCUGUGGCCUACUCGCGCUUCAUCUCUGCGCCCACCAGGACCCCCGACAAGAUGGGCUUCGACGAGGUGUUCCUGAUCAACCUGCAGCGGCGUCAGGACCGGCGGGCGCGCAUGCUGCGGGCGCUGGAGGAGCAGGAGAUCGCCUGCCGCCUGGUGGACGCGGUGGACGGCAAAGCCAUGAACACCAGCCAGGUGGAGGCGCUGGGCAUCCAGAUGCUGCCGGGCUACCGCGACCCCUACCACGGGCGGCCGCUGACCAAGGGCGAGCUGGGCUGCUUCCUCAGCCACUACGGCAUCUGGAAGGAGGUUGUGGACCGGGGGCUGCAGAAGUCCCUCGUGUUUGAGGACGACCUGCGCUUUGAGAUCUUCUUCAAGAGGCGCCUGAUGAACCUCAUGGAGGAUGUGGAGCGCGAGGGCCUGGACUGGGACCUCAUCUACGUGGGCCGGAAGCGGAUGCAGGUGGAGCACCCCGAGAAGGCGGUGCCCCGUGUGCGGAACCUGGUGGAGGCUGACUACUCGUACUGGACGCUGGGCUACGCCCUUUCCCUGCGGGGCGCGCGCAAGCUGCUGGCCGCGCGGCCGCUGGCCAAGAUGCUGCCCGUGGACGAGUUCCUGCCGGUCAUGUUCGACAAGCACCCGGUGUCCGAGUAUAAGGCCCACUUCUCCCCGCGGGACCUGCGCGCCUUCUCGGUGGAGCCACUCUUGCUCUUCCCCACGCACUACACGGGGGACGACGGCUACGUGAGCGACACGGAGACGUCGGUGGUGUGGGACAACGAGGGCGUCCAGACCGACUGGGACCGCGCCAAGUCCCAGAAGAUGCGGGAGCAGCAGGCGCUGAGCCGCGAGGCCGAGAACUCGGACGUGCUGCAGUCCCCGCUGGACAGCGCAGCGCGGGACGAGCUCUGAGCCGCGCCACGCGCUCGUGGUUCUUCACCCAAGUAUUUAUUGAGUGCCCACCGCGUGCGGGGCUCGGGGAACGCUGCGUGGGCAGCCGGCGCUCGGGCUCACGCUGUGAGAGGCGCCGAGCCCCGCGCCCCCGGUGCCCUCCGUCCCCACGGCCAGAGCGGGGCGCGGCGAUGGCCAGCAACAACCCACGGACCGUGCGCCGGAGCGCGGGAACAGAACCUGCCCGCGGAGCGCAGAGCGCACCAUCAGGGCCUGGCCCCCGCGGAGGAGCGGCCACUGCAGGACGCCGGCGGGGCUGGGUUUCCGGCCGGUCAGGGGCGGCCUCCUGAUCCAUCCGUCUCCACCUGUUGUCAGGACAGUGGGGUCCUGUGAUCGGGGUCCGCCUUGGACAGCGGCCCCCGCCAGAACUGACCCCUCCCGGCAGGAGCCGGCCUGCUGUCCUCCAGUGCCCGGUGCUAGUGCGUGACUUGUCAUUAAAUGUUCCCGGUGGGUUGUGCGAGUCGUUCCUCCCCCCUCCCCCCCCCCCCCCCCCCGUGCCAGGCCGGGCCCUGGGGGGGGACGGCGCCCGGUGUGGACUCGGUGCCGCCUAUCCGCGGGCGGGAUUGGAACACGCAGCGCUCGGGGAAUCCCCUUCCAGCCAGGGGUCACCUGGCCUCGGUGACGUCCACGAUCGCCCCCAAAACAAGGCCCCUGGGGUGCGGCUCAGGGUCCACAGCUCCGAGUUCAGCCACCGCCCGGCCCAAGGGCGGAGGUCGGCGUGGGGGCGACCCCGGCCCCCGGGGUCCACCGGGGCUUUCACCCCAGGGGGGACGGGAUGGGGAUUGCAGGAUUAAUUGCCGGGCAAUUAGCAGCCGUCAGGCCCAGACACGUGGUGCGGUUCGCCCCAGGGGCUCGCGCCUGGGCCCCUGCCCUCCACACAGGCCCGGGGUUCGAACUCCGGCCCUCGAGCGCCCUCCCGGCCCCGCGGUCCCCGCCGCGCUCUUGUCUUUUCCUACGUUGUUUUCUUUUUUUAAUGUCUGCCGUUAGUAAAAUAUCCUCAGAGACCGGA
Dipodomys spectabilis (banner-tailed kangaroo rat) is the source of this 2985-nucleotide messenger RNA. RefSeq names its product collagen beta(1-O)galactosyltransferase 1 (gene Colgalt1). Bases 84 to 1937 code for a protein of 617 amino acids. The record is from RefSeq and is a predicted model, not a curated record. The transcript has 12 exons. Lineage: Eukaryota; Metazoa; Chordata; Mammalia; Rodentia; Heteromyidae. Gene Ontology annotation, molecular function: procollagen galactosyltransferase activity.